Messenger RNA from Megalops cyprinoides (Indo-Pacific tarpon), 914 nucleotides. RefSeq lists its product as uncharacterized. The record is from RefSeq and is a predicted model, not a curated record. The coding region runs from base 279 to 914 and encodes 211 amino acids. NCBI's taxonomy places the organism in Eukaryota, Metazoa, Chordata, Actinopteri, Elopiformes, Megalopidae. The transcript is spliced from 5 exons.
UGCUGCUCUCAAAGCUUAGAGGAAUAUAGUGUUGUGGUGUAAAACCAUACAGUGUGGCGGAGCAUGGAACCCUUUGCUGUAAUGGGAUUCUGUACAGGGAUGUGGGUGAGGAAGAAGAGUGCGUCGGAUCGACUCUGUACUCGCCAGCCCAGGAGACGAAGUGUGGGUCAUCUGUGCACUGUGUGGUUGGUCAGCACUGCUGUGGACAUGAGACCUAUGACCCGGACAAGUAUUUAUGCUGUGUUGGAAAAAGAUAUAAGAAGUCACAGAGGAAGACAAUGUGUUGUGGAGUUAAGCCCUACAACCCCAAGAAUCAAAAACAGAAGUGCUGCUCUGGUCAACUCCAUACCCUGACACAUCUGAGCACUAACACCAGUCAUUCAGAGUGCUGCGGGACCCAUCUGAUUGUGAACACAUCCCUGGAGACGUGCUGCACCUCUGCCCAGAUGCAGGUGUUGUACCAAACAAAGCCCAGUUUCUCCUGCUGUGGGCACCUCUACUACAACACCUCCCAGCACUCCUGCUGCGCAGGGAACCUGCGGCCUCUGUCCAAGCAGAGCGGAGCGAGAGGCCCUCUGCGCAAUGGACACAGUGGAGACUGCCAGCUUUUACACUUUGCUAACCUGAUGAUCUCUGAGCUUUGCAACACAACAGUGUUCAUGGGCACAGUGGACAGUGUGGCGGUGAAUGGAACCUCCCGCUCAGUUCUGCUGAAGAAUGUCCUGCAGAUCCAAGGUGCAAAGAGCGUGACCGCGGAGCCCACUGCUCGUCUGUUGCCCCUGGACCACUGCAGCUGCCCCCCGAUGAGCCAGGGCAUCCUGUACCUGUGGAUCCCAGGGAACAAUGGCAAAGGCCAAAUCUCUGACCUCAGCCAGCUAGACUCUCCUCUCUAUGCCGUGCUGUCCAAGUGUUGA